GUGAGGUUCCACGGUUACUCAUUUCUCAAUGAACCAUGGAUCGUCGACUAUUAUUUCUCGUUUUAUUCGCGUUUACAAUGAUAAAGUGCGAAGAUAACAUCGAAAAUGCAACCGAUGCAAAUAGCAAGAAAGUGAUUCUAGAGACCAAAGACGAUGAAGCAAUUGACACAAAUGCAACUGAAUCACCUGAAUCUAAAUCUCCGCGCAUAUGCCAAGUAUGCAAUUGCACGAAAGCGGGUGAGAUAAACUGCGAUGACAGGAAUAUGACAGCCAUUUUCACCAGAUGGCAAUGGAAUGCUAAAGUUAGCAAAGUGGCAUCGUUUAAGGGAAACUUGAUAGAACACAUCACACCUUUUCCAAUUAGUACGAUUAACAGAUUAAUUCUGCAAGGGAACAAAAUCACAAAAAUCGACGACGCCGCCUUCAAGCAGAUAAUUAAUCUCACCGAAUUAGAUUUGAGUCAUAAUAAGCUUACUAGCGAGAGCCUGAAUCCGAAAGUGUUUGAGGGUAAAUUUUCACGAGAGGCUUACGAACCACUAGAGAAUCUGACAAUCUUAACGGUGGCUUACAACAAGAUCCAUUCGUUCCAUCAGGACCUCUUCGAGCACAUGUCGAACUUGAGAGUACUAAAUAUGUCUCACAACUUGUUCGCGCAAAUCGACUAUAGCACUAGUUUAGCAAUCAGCUCCAUUCGACAAUUAGAGGAAUUGGACUUGAGCUACUGUGAUUUGAAACAAAUACCAGAGACUCUAUUUCAUACCACCAGGUACCUGAAAAAAUUAAAUUUGAGUGGCAAUCGGAUCAUGAUCCCGCCAGUCGCACUUGGCGAUGCUAUCGCGUUGGAGUACCUAUAUAUGGACGAAAAUCCAAUUAAAAUUAUCAACAAUUCACACCCUUUUCCUAAUAUGACGAAGCUGAAGGAAUUGAGCUUCUGCUGCAUGCCUCAUUUGACAGCGAUCGGAUCUGGCAGCUUUUUAGGUUUGGAUUCGCUGGAAACUCUCCGAAUACAAAAUUGCCCCAACUUACAAGUAAUCCACGAAUUCGCUCUGAAUUACCAGACGGAGUCUAAUGAGCCCAUGUGGCCGCCACUAAAGGAACUCGUUUUAUCGGAUAACGCCCUGCAAUAUUUGCCUCAGUACCUCCUCCUAAGGUGGGACCUCCUUGAAAAAUUGGAUCUGACGAACAACAAAUGGAGCUGCGAUUGCAAUAAUCAAUAUCUGAUCGGCCAAAUGUUGCCACAACAGGGAAAGAAAUUAAUGGGCGACAACGUUGACGCACUUACUUGCGCAACGCCGCCAGAGCACGCAGGAAAGAAUCUUUCAUCGUUGUUUGAAAAACACCUCCGUUGCCUCGAUUUGUACGGAGCAAGGCCCGAGAAGGACACAGCGAUCCUUAUCGGAGUGUUGAUCGGGGUGCUCCUCGCCAUUCCCGUUUGCCUCAUCAUCUUCUUCCUUUGGCGUCGUGGAUUCUUCUUCUGGAGUUCUUCAGGACCAGCGAGCUUCUCUCGCGCCUUCUACAAGAGGACCUCCACCACCGAGGACAACUGACCAUUUUCAUUUUCCCAUUUUCAUCGAUGAUAUCUGAUCGAUAAACAGAGGGACAAGUAAGAACAAAUGACUAAUAACUCGUUGGUAGUGACGCCGUGAAAGUAUAUAAACAUUCAUCGUUGAACGUCAGACGGAUGUUGGAACACACGUGAAUAGAGCCUUUAUGGAAAUCAAAAUUAUGAGUAUCGAAUAAAGCAUGAGAAAGGAGGGUGUUAAGAAAUGCUUAUUUUUGGAAUCGCCUGGAAAUUAAACAUUCAUGCAGGAUCUUUUAGAGUGUCUCUCAAGAAACAAAAAAUGUCCUUAUCACUGUCCCGAGAAUCGAUGGGAAAGUUGUCAAAAAUACGUUCAAAGUAUGAAUGUGAUGAUAACGGAACUUA
Messenger RNA from Hylaeus anthracinus, 1924 nucleotides. RefSeq names its product leucine-rich repeat neuronal protein 3-like. Bases 36 to 1547 code for a protein of 503 amino acids. The record is from RefSeq and is a predicted model, not a curated record. NCBI's taxonomy places the organism in Eukaryota, Metazoa, Arthropoda, Insecta, Hymenoptera, Colletidae. Gene Ontology annotation, molecular function: protein binding. The transcript is spliced from 6 exons.